Coprinopsis cinerea okayama7#130 is the source of this 483-nucleotide messenger RNA. RefSeq lists its product as hypothetical. Lineage: Eukaryota; Fungi; Basidiomycota; Agaricomycetes; Agaricales; Psathyrellaceae. The transcript is spliced from 4 exons. The record is from RefSeq and is a predicted model, not a curated record. The coding region runs from base 1 to 483 and encodes 160 amino acids.
AUGAAGGUUCUCUCUAUCGCUGCUGCUGCCUUCGCAUUCCUUGCUGUCGCAGGCGCCUCCCCCGUCAACCUCGAGGCCAGACAAACAUGUGUCAAGCUCACUCAGAAGGAAGCCGAAGAUAGGCUCAAAGCCAACGGAAUCACUGCCUCCUCUUCCGGUAACUGCACCGACAGGAAAAAGUCCAACUGCACCUCGUACGAGGGUAUCUGCUCUCACACCGUCAACGGUGUCAUCGCCUUGAAGAAGGGUGUCGGCAGGAACCUCGUCAUCACCGGUGGAACUGAAACAGGCCACGCUAGUGGCACCUACUCGCACGCCAACGGGUACAAGGUCGACCUUCGACUCAUCCCAGAGAUCGAAGCCUACGUCAAGAAGAACUUCGAGAAGGGAUCCAACCGAAAUGGCGACCCUCGAUGGUACUCUCCCAGCGGUAACGAGUUUGUGAAGGAGAGCAAUCACUGGGAUGUCACCUUCUACCCUUAA